AAUGGACAGAGAUCUCAAUAAUCCGACUAUUCCCUUCAUCAAAUUCAAAUUUCCCGUUUCACGAUCGGUGCCAUAUAUUCAAUCUUCGCUAAUUGAUUCUCUGUCUCUCUGUCUCUCCGUUUUGGUAAUCUCCAGUUUUUAUUUUCCUUUUUGACUCAAUUUCGUCUCGAGAAGGUGCAAGAACGACCAAGAAGAAACGGCAAUGGAUGGAGGAGGCGCAGUGCAUAAUCGUUCAGUCGAAGAUGUUUUCAGUGAUUUUAGAGGCCGAAGAAGUGGCGUCAUCAAAGCCCUCACCGUAGAUGUUGAAGAGUUUUAUCAACAAUGUGAUCCUGAGAAGGAAAAUCUAUGCUUGUAUGGUUUUCCAAAUGAAGUAUGGGAAGUUAAUUUACCUGCUGAAGAAGUACCUCCAGAACUCCCAGAGCCAGCAUUGGGUAUUAAUUUUGCAAGAGAUGGUAUGCAAGAAAGGGAUUGGUUGGCUUUGGUUGCUGUCCAUAGCGAUUCUUGGUUGCUCUCUGUUGCCUACUAUUUUGGUGCGAGAUUUGGAUUUGAUAAAGCUGAUAGGAGGCGGCUUUUUAAUAUGAUAAACGAUUUGCCAACUGUAUUUGAAGUAGUCACUGGUGUUGCAAAGAAACCAGCCAAGGAAAAGUCGUCGAGUGCUAAUGGUAGCAGAUCCAAGUCCAACUUUAAAACGAGGGAAGCUGAAAUCCAUGGAAUGUAUUCAAGGCAACCGCAGGCAAGGGAAGAGGUAGAGGCCUUGUAUCAAGAAGACGAAGACGAGCACGGAGACACGUUGUGUGGGGCAUGUGGUGAGAAUUAUGCAUCAGAUGAAUUUUGGAUUUGCUGUGAUAUCUGCGAGAAGUGGUUCCAUGGGAAAUGCGUGAGAAUAACUCCUGCCAAAGCAGAGCACAUCAAGCAAUACAAAUGCCCAUCCUGCAGCCACAAGAGAGGCCGCGUUUAAGACAGGCAGGCAGGCAGACCAAAUGCAAAACUGUGGUGUUAUUUUCAUCUUCCUUUUGGUUAAUGGAAUCAGCGACAAGGUAAGUGCUUUGCUUUAGACUACUUCAGGUAUCCAGUUUUGGGUAACUCUCAGUGCCUUCCCUUGUUUCUUAUAUGUAAAGUCUAGAUGAUGGGUAGUCUAUAUAAUAUAAGAUUGCCUCUUUUAUAACCUUGAAAGCUCUCAAGAAUGAACCAUGUUAACCUUUUGAUUUUAGUUAAGUAAGAGAUGCUCUGUUCUGUU
Cucurbita pepo subsp. pepo (vegetable marrow) is the source of this 1237-nucleotide messenger RNA. RefSeq names its product PHD finger protein ALFIN-LIKE 5. NCBI's taxonomy places the organism in Eukaryota, Viridiplantae, Streptophyta, Magnoliopsida, Cucurbitales, Cucurbitaceae. Gene Ontology annotation, cellular component: nucleus. Gene Ontology annotation, molecular function: transcription coregulator activity; histone binding; transcription cis-regulatory region binding. Gene Ontology annotation, biological process: regulation of DNA-templated transcription. The record is from RefSeq and is a predicted model, not a curated record.